AUGGCAGAUGUGAAGAAUGAGUAUGAGGACUAUGAGGUAGUAAUCUUUAGGCGCACUGAAAAAGAAGAAGAAGAAGAAGAAGAAGAAAAACAAGAAUCCUUCGAGAGUUACCAAUACAGCCUCCAGAGUAAAAGACACAGGAAUAUGAUGGAAUCACUUUCUUUCAAAAACCUUUCCAGGGAAGAAGACGAAGACGAAGAAACAAACCCAAGCCCAAGAAAGAGUGCCAAGACCCUAGCCCCAACCUCUCCCCUGAAAAACCUCCCAUCCUUUGAAAACAUGGAAUGCUCACCAGUGGUUGUACCCUGUUUUCGUAGAAUUGAAAUCAUAGGUACCAAAGAGGAACCCGCAGGUAUCAGAGAGAUACAUGACUUAUGGUUCCCAGCGAGUGCGGUUGAUGAGAAAGACCGAAAUCGAUUUUCUGGCUAUGCACAGACGAUGAUAAAGCGCUACAACAAAGUGAAGAAAACAGAUUUUGAGUUUGUGAGAUUGGUGAAGAUGAGGUGGACAUUGGGUCAUUUUUAUCUUCGCUUCAAGGCCAAGUCCAGCGGUGCCACCUUGAAAACCUUUGAAGGAGAUGUGCGCUGUAAUUUGUGCCUAGUAAAUGAAGAAGAUGGGAGGCCCUAA
Quercus robur (English oak) is the source of this 627-nucleotide messenger RNA. RefSeq lists its product as uncharacterized. The transcript has 3 exons. Lineage: Eukaryota; Viridiplantae; Streptophyta; Magnoliopsida; Fagales; Fagaceae. The coding region runs from base 1 to 627 and encodes 208 amino acids. The record is from RefSeq and is a predicted model, not a curated record.